AUAGAGCACCGAGGGGCUAAUAUCCUAUAUAUGUGUCGCGCAGUUUAUUCUUCGAUACUUCAUCAUCUUUAGAAGACACUAAACAGUAGAAACUAAGAGAGGAAAUGAAGGCCAUAAUGUCAUUACGGCAGAAGAAUUUAAUAGCGUACUGUGUUAAGGAGAAAAAACCAUGUAUUGGUUGGGUGAAUAGGUAUUUCAAGGAUUGCCUUUGCAACCUAAGUGAUGAAUUCUCCUUUGCUUUUGGUCUUGUCAGCCUCUUCUGUUGGGCUGUCGCUGAAGUCCCACAAAUUAUCACCAACUUCAGAACUAAAUCAAGCCAUGGCGUUUCACUUCUUUUCCUUCUUGGUUGGGUUGGCGGUGACAUAUUCAAUCUAGCAGGUUGCCUUCUUGAGCCUGCAACGUUGCCGACUCAACUGUACACAGCUGUGCUCUACACAACUACUACUAUAAUACUAGUGCUGCAAAGCUUGUACUAUGACUAUUUCUAUAGGUGCUGGAAACACAGAGAUGAUGACUCUGGUCAAGAGGUUGAAGAAGUGAAGAAGCCUUUGAGACCACAAAAACCAACAGAUUCAGGGAUUCCAAUACCCAAAGGCAUAGGAGUAUCCGCUUCACGCCGUAUGGACUUCUAUUUCACGUCUGCAAGAUCAUUGGCCGGCAGUGCAACCCCGCCAUUUAGGUCCAAUCUAAGGCCUAUUGCAAGUGGACCGUCAGCAGUGGGGCUUAACCACAAUUACUCUUCAGAUGAGGACACAGUUGAUGCACCACAAAAUAUUUCCGUUAGCCAACCCAAGCCUAUCCCACGAUCUGCAGGUUAUGGAGCGUUCUUAGCCACAUCGUCGGGACUGCCUCACCAGACAAAGGCUUUAAUUGUUGGGUUUGGUGGAAGAAAACUAUUACAAGAGCACGGGACGGAACACAGUGCGGUUGGCCAAGUUUUGGGGUGGAUGAUGGCUGCUGUUUACAUGGGUGGUCGGCUACCUCAAAUUUGGUUAAACAUUAAACGAGGGAAUGUCGAGGGUUUAAAUCCUCUCAUGUUCGUCUUUGCACUCAUCGCCAAUGUCUCUUACGUAGGGAGUAUACUACUUAGAUCAACAGAAUGGAGUAAGAUUAAGGCCAAUAUGCCUUGGUUGUUGGAUGCUGUUGUCUGCGUUAUGCUAGAUUUAUUUAUCAUAUUACAAUAUGUGUACUACAAAUACUUCCGAAAGCAGUCUUCCACUUCCAAUGACAGAGAUGAUGAAGGAGCCUACAAAGAAGCGGAUAAAUAUUGAAGGAAAAGUGCAAACAAUGUGUGUUGCUGCUCUAUUAUAUAGAUGUGAAGUCGUGGAACCAAAUCUCCAAAAUACCGAAAGAUGUUUGCGGUUAUUUCUCCUUGUAAAUCGAGUCUUACAUCCCUUCUUUAUUUUUUUUUCCCUUUCAAUUGUAAGAUCUCUUUGACCUAUGUUUUCCUGAUUGUCUUCAGGUUGAUGAGUUCUUUUUUAAGCCUAUAGAAGAAUUGGAGAGAUUAUUUCAGUUUGGAGACCUUUAAAAGCUUGUCGAAACUUAUAAUUUAAUUAGUCGUCUCAGGUUUAAGUACUCGAGUAUGUUUAUUUAGAGUAUGAGCUAUGGCAUACGUUAUUUAUAGCAUAGCUAGACUUUUUUUUCUCGUUUUGGGUUGAUAACCCCCUUUUUCAGGAGUUUUCUCACUUUGGUAGUUUGGUGAUUCGAGCCGGCAAUCUUAGGGUUGAAGAUGAAGAGUACUUACCAGUUGAACCACCCUCUCUUAUAGUGUCACUUACAUUUCGUUUAAAAAUAAUACGUUAUACGGGUGUAUUAUC
Molecule: messenger RNA, 1817 nt
Organism: Nicotiana tabacum (common tobacco)
Lineage: Eukaryota; Viridiplantae; Streptophyta; Magnoliopsida; Solanales; Solanaceae
Product: vacuolar histidine transporter YPQ3
Cellular component (GO): membrane
Source: RefSeq, a predicted model, not a curated record